Messenger RNA from Bombyx mandarina (wild silkworm), 1110 nucleotides. RefSeq lists its product as uncharacterized. The record is from RefSeq and is a predicted model, not a curated record. NCBI's taxonomy places the organism in Eukaryota, Metazoa, Arthropoda, Insecta, Lepidoptera, Bombycidae.
UCCAAAUAUGAAAUUACUGAAGCUAUUCAUACAAACAAAAAAUACUGGGAUCGUAUAUUUAAAAAUAUGCAUACGUCCAAUGAAACAGUCGUUAAUGAAAGCUUGAAACUAUCGAAAGCAUUGCCAAAGGAAUUGUAUGAAAGAGUAUGUACUACAUUAGAUAUCCCUACCGUAAAUCAAAUGAUGGAGGAAAACGAAAAAAUCAAAGGUAUAUUACCGCGUCGUUCAAUUAAAGAACCGAUGCUGUCAAACAGAAAAUGUUUGUUGAUAGAUCGUGGAAUGGAUUCUGAUACUGAUGUUGAAUAUUGUCCCAGCGAUGAUGAAGAAACCGAAAUCAAUAUUCACCAAGAGUUAUUAAAAAAGCCAAUCCGCGAACAAAUUACUUGGAACACGCACUAUCUACAGCCAGAAAGAGAAGAUGAGAAAACCUUAAUCAAAAAGGCUGAUGACCUUACUGAACGGAUAGCCAACGAAUUUUGUGAGUACAUGAAACAGCUUGGCGGUGAACAACAAUCCAAUCUAUUUUCUCCUAAAGCGAUCAAAGAACUAUUUCAGAUUGAGUUCGAUACACAUGUCGCUCGAAGCCUUAGAGUUAUUUCAAAAGAAUUACCUACAAUCGAUGAAAAGAUUGCCGCCGCGGUGGGAAAACCAGAGAAAUCUUGCUAUGCUGCAUUAGAACGAGAGAUAUCAAGAGACAUAAAGGCAGAAAAUUGCUCUAAUAAAACAAAUGCUUUUGGACAAAGCCUCCCUAGACACGACCAGUAUCGAGCUCCGAAUAAUAAUACUAAAAACCAGUGGAGAUCAGCACGAUAUGUACCCAAAGAUUUGGUCACACUGAAAGCUGUGUGGGAAGGCAUUACUAAUUUACGGAGCGUCAGAGAGUAUUGUAGAUGGAUGAUUGAUCACCCAGAGCAUAGACGUCCUCCAUAUUUAAAUAGCCUCGGAAUGUUCGAUCCAGCCGUGCUUGAAGCAAAAAUGUCUUUCCAAAAUCAGUAUCAUGAAGCCCCAACCCAAAAACCGCUUUCAAUUGAACCAGAAUCCGUGGAACACAUUCGAAGGAGACUCUCAGAAUUAGCUGAAACUAAUUUGGGUCAAGCUGAAGCCAAAUAA